This is a messenger RNA of Rhododendron vialii, 895 nucleotides long. Its product is annotated as probable glutathione S-transferase parA. Gene Ontology annotation, biological process: glutathione metabolic process. NCBI's taxonomy places the organism in Eukaryota, Viridiplantae, Streptophyta, Magnoliopsida, Ericales, Ericaceae. The transcript is spliced from 2 exons. Bases 57 to 716 code for a protein of 219 amino acids. The record is from RefSeq and is a predicted model, not a curated record. Gene Ontology annotation, molecular function: glutathione transferase activity. Gene Ontology annotation, cellular component: cytoplasm.
GCAACAAACGAGCGACUUCCCAAAAUACCCUUUUCAGUUUUCUUCCUAUUCUCCAAAUGGCAGAUAAAAAAAUCACUCUACUGGAUUCAUGGAUAAGCCCUUUUGGGAUCAGGGUCAGAAUAGCCUUGGCCCAGAAAGGGAUAGAGUAUGAGUAUAAGGAAGAGAAUUUGAGCGAUAAGAGUCCAUUACUCCUCCUAAUGAACCCCGUUAAGAAGCAAAUCCCUGUUUUGAUACACAAUGGGAAACCGGUUUGUGAGUCACUGAUUAUAGUUCAGUACAUUGAUGAGGUGUGGAAUCAGAAAUCUCCUCUGUUGCCUUCUGAUCCUUACCAGAGAGCUCAAGCCAGGUUUUGGGCUGAUUUUGUGGACAAGAAGGUGUACAGCCUUGGGAAGCAAGUAUGGUCAUCCACAGGUGAAGCCCAAGAAGCUGCAAAGAAGGAGCUUUUGGAGUGCUUUAAGCUGAUGGAAGGAGAGCUUGGACAAAAGCCCUACUUUGGUGGUGAAACUCUAGGGUUUGUGGACGUGGCCCUGAUCCCAUUCUACACUUGGUUUCCUGCCCUUGAGCAUUGUGGCAGCUUCCUUAUGGUGAAAGAGUGCCCUAAACUUGUUGCUUGGGCCCACAAGUGCAUGGAAGCAGAGAGCGUGUCCAAGACUCUCCCUGAUCUGAAAAAGACCUUUGAUUUCUUCAUGGAUUUCAUAAAGAAGGCUAAUAACUAGUGAAAUUUCGAAGAGGGUUUUGUAGGAUGGGGAUAAUAAUGGGUUUUUCUUGGAAAGAAUAACGAGUGUAUCACUUCUUUGUAUGGGGCCCAAUUUGUGUGUUUUUUCUUGGUUUUGUUUUGGUUUUACAAUAUGUUUCCUUAGUGUCACAUUAAUUAAAAAUAAAGAAGAGUGAUGUG